Molecule: messenger RNA, 1707 nt
Organism: Amoebophrya sp. A120
Lineage: Eukaryota; Dinophyceae; Syndiniales; Amoebophryaceae
Source: the annotation of a GenBank genome assembly
AUGUUGAAAGGCGGUCCUGAUCUACAUAGCGAAAUAAAAAGCAGCCGAAGCGAAAUAAAAAGCAGCCGAAUUUCUCUACUUGGGCGACACGAAGGGAGAAAGAGAAUAAAAGCCAGUUCUUCGGUUUGGCUUGCGAGACCGCAUUUCUUCGCGAAUGGACCAAGUCGAAUCGAAUUUCUUUUCAUCGUGUGUUUUUUUUUUUACACAGAAAAUGAAACACCUUGCUUUGUCACGCUCACGACCAAAUUUUUUAACAACACCACCCUAAGCAGGGACCACAAGCCACUUACAAUCAGAAUGAGAAAUACUUGCUUGCAAACAUAACACUUUUUCAAAAAUUCUGCUGAUGCCACCUUAUCUUCCAAGACGUUGGGCUCCGAUCUCGCAUUAAGAAUAUACCCCAGAAAGUAGUAGCAACCAAAAGAAAAGAACCAGAGCGGUCUUCCCUUCGCGCCAAUCCUCCGUCGAAUUUCACCGCUCGGCGAUCUUUUCGGGGUCUUCUGCUGCAGCGGUGCAUCGACCGCCUUAAUAUCUCGUGUACCUAAAGUCAAAAAAGAUUCCUCCGAAAGUAAGUAUCUCACUGCAGCAACGAAGACCCCGAGAAGGGAACUGGAGAUGCAUCUGCAUUUGCAUUUCACUGUUCUGAUGGGGCUAGUUGCUAUAGAGUACCUCCUCCGCAGUAUUUUUGUAUCUCUAUCUUCCUUUACGAUCACAGAUGGGAGCCAGAAAUGGCUGUGGUGCAAGUGUAACUUCUACGACUAAGUGCAAAAAUAUCGAAGCAAAAUGGUCAAUAAAAUUCUUCAAGAUUUACCAUGAACAUCAUCAAGACAACAAGCCUCCUCGGGUGUGUGGUCCUCCCUUCCGACUUUCUUUAUAUGAGAACCACCGCCACGCAGGAGUUCAGCUGUGUUUUUUUCAUAACUUUAUUUUUAUGAAAGUACUACAAUAACAAUAAACCCAAUUUUUACGAUUAUGACGAGUAGUUCUGGAACAGGAAUUUUCGAUAACAAACAGAGCAGAUAGGAAAACUACCCAAGAAGAUCAAAAUGAAGACUAGAGCCUUGUUUCUCCACCUCCUUAUGAAGACCAUUCCAUCCACUCUUGGCCACUAUCUGCGAGGGUUCGUUGGCGUCGGCGUUUCAGUAGCUAGUAGAGUAGCAGAUCCCGCUGCGGAUUUCCUGCUUUAAUACAGCUACCGUCGUGUGAACAACGUCAACGUCAGAGCCGUAAAGUAACCCAAAGAACUGAAAACUCAACUUUUCUCAAAUUUGUUUCGCACUUUAUUUUGGAAUUUGUAUAGGAUACUAUUUGAUGCAAUAGAAACAUCCUUCUCCUUCAAAAGUAGAUACAGCUGAUGAUGUUGAUAUGAUAAGUAGCUGCUUGCUACAACAACCAAGUAUAUGGCAACAAUUAUCGAUAUUUGGAUAUUGUGUAACUUUGUUCAUUAUGGAAACAAGAACGCAUAAGAUUAUUCAUAGAGUAAGCCACUUGGUUCUAAAAAGUUUUUUUCAAAUAGAGAGGUUAAGCAGGGUUCACGUCAAGGUUUUGAAAAUCCUAGUACAACUUCGACUUCCACUUCGUAUCCGACUUGUAUGAAAUUGCAAACAACAAAAACAUUUGAAAGAUUUGUCACGAACUGGUCCAUGGGAAAUCACGAGAAUUGCGCGUGAGUGACGCUCUUCGACUUGUUUCGGAGUCGGAAAGAUC